This is a messenger RNA of Glossina fuscipes, 1501 nucleotides long. Its product is annotated as spermine oxidase-like. Gene Ontology annotation, molecular function: polyamine oxidase activity. The record is from RefSeq and is a predicted model, not a curated record. Lineage: Eukaryota; Metazoa; Arthropoda; Insecta; Diptera; Glossinidae. The coding region runs from base 13 to 1464 and encodes 483 amino acids. The transcript is spliced from 2 exons.
UCAAUAACAAUAAUGCCUUUGAAGACUCCCUCGGAUCUAAAAGCUCCACAAUCUACUCGUAUAGUAGUAAUAGGGGCAGGACCGUCAGGUUUAGCAGCCGCUACGCGUUUAGUAGAAGCCGGAUUUGAGAACGUUUUAAUAUUGGAAGCUGAAAAUCGGAUAGGUGGCCGAGUGUAUACCGUUCCCUUCGGCGAUAACGUGGUAGAUUUGGGUGCUCAGUGGUGUCACGGCGAGAAAGGCAAUGCCAUCUAUGAGACUUUGAGAAAUGAAAACCGUUUAGAUCUGCUGGCACAUACGGACGAGAAGAGCACUUCAUUUAAGUGCGUACGUUCCAACAAAGAAGUACUAAGCGAUAAUGAAGUUCUAAAGUUAAAUCAUAUUCUUACGAAAUUAGUAAACAAUGAUGAUGAUCUGCAUUCAUACGAGGGAUCUGUUGGUGCCAAAUAUACCGAUAUGUUCUGGAGUGAAUUCGCUAAAUUAACCGAUAAGCCCGAUCGGGCUAUCGCAAGAGAAUUAUUUGAGAAUUGGAAGAAAAAUCAAUUAUCAGGAGAUGCUGCUGACACCUUAUUCGAUGUAGCGGCUUCAGAUAAAAUCGAAUUUUGGGACUGCGAAGGCGAUAAUAUGCUGCACUGGAAGGAUAAAGGCUUUCAUUCGUUCUUUAAUGUAUUAUUGAAAACUGAAAACUAUAAAACGGAUAUGGGUUUACUGGGCAAAAAAGUUCAAUUAAAUCAACGGGUCAAAUAUAUCGAAUGGCAACGUGAAUGCGACAAUGAAAUUAAAAUCACUCUUGAUAGUGGCAAAAUAAUACUCGCUGAUCAUAUUAUAUGCACCGUAUCGUUAGGAGUUUUACAGGAAAAUCAUGAGAUCAUGUUUAAUCCGCCUUUACCGCUCUGGAAGAUGCGGGCUAUAAAUGGCCUUAAGCUAGGUAUAGCUAAUAAGUUUUUAUUUGAAUUUGAAAAGCCCUUUGAGCCCUUAGAUUGGAAUGGAUUUUUUUGCCUCUGGCGUGAUGAAGAUAUUCAAGCUUUACGUGAAAGUGAAAAGUUUUGGUUGGAAAGUGUUUUCGGUUUUAUUCGAGUAAAAUCCCAACCUCGUCUGCUACAAGGUUGGAUAAUCGGAUCACAUGCCCGCUACAUGGAAACUUUAAGUAAAAAGGAAAUUCUAAAAUCUUUGAUGUGGAUGCUUAAAAAGUUUCUUGCUGUAACUGUCCCAGAGCCGAUCAAAUUUAUACGUACUCAGUGGCAUAGUAAUAGGAAUUUCCGUGGUACCUAUAGUUUUCGAAGUCUGGGCACAGACGAGUUACGUACCGGUGCUUGGGACUUGGCGGCACCUUUGAUAGACGAGGAAGGUAAACCCAUUGUGCAGUUUGCCGGCGAAGCUACCAAUAGUCAUCAUUACGCUACCGCUCACGGAGCUAUUGAGAGUGGUUGGCGUGAAGCUGACCGUUUAAUUAAUUACUAUCGAUGAAGAAAUGCAUCCAAAUUUCGAUUGACCUGUAGAAGGG